Mytilus californianus (California mussel) is the source of this 7368-nucleotide messenger RNA. Its product is annotated as sodium channel protein para-like. The record is from RefSeq and is a predicted model, not a curated record. The transcript is spliced from 31 exons. Gene Ontology annotation, biological process: neuronal action potential; membrane depolarization during action potential; sodium ion transmembrane transport. Bases 425 to 6340 code for a protein of 1971 amino acids. Gene Ontology annotation, cellular component: voltage-gated sodium channel complex; plasma membrane. Gene Ontology annotation, molecular function: voltage-gated sodium channel activity. NCBI's taxonomy places the organism in Eukaryota, Metazoa, Mollusca, Bivalvia, Mytilida, Mytilidae.
ACAGUCCUAGAAAAUUCUGAGUACAAGCAUGCGUUCAAAGGAAUCAUACAACCUCUCGUGUGUCAACAUUUUUAAAAGGUGUACACUAUAGGUCCUAUUUUUGACAGAAUACGAAACUCAUUUAUAAAUUCUUAUUGUGUCCAUAUAAGCAAUUAUUAGGAUGUAGUCGAUUUGUUUAAUUCCAUAUCGAAGCUGGUGAAAAUCAAUAUGGCUGCCGAAGGCUUAAGAUCGACGGAAUAAAUGAUACUGUGUGUUAAAUUGAAUAUUUUCUGUACAAUUACGAAUAAAUGUUGGAAAACACAUAUUAAGAUUAUACCAUGGGAUUUAUUAUGUUAUUGGAAUACUUUUCAUCGAAAUGUUAGUACAGAGCAAUAGAGAAAGAAGAAAAUGGUGUAGAUAACAGUAGGUCAAACUGACAUUCAUCAUGGAUAUGCUGGAGGAAGAAGAAGAUACAUCCCCUUUCGUCCUCUUCACCCCAGAAUCUCUGGCUACCAUUCACGCCAAUAUUAAUGAUCUAAAGGCUAUUAAAAAGGCUGAUAAACAGGCGGCUGAAGAGGGAGAGGAGGAGGAAUUACCUCACCAUGAAGAAGAACCCAAACCAGAACCUAAAUUUGAGGCUGGUAAGAAACUACCUAGAGAAUUGAUUGAUGACUUUCCUCCAGAAUUUGUCGGUAAACCAAUAGAAGACCUUGAUGAGUAUUAUGAUCCACAUAUGACAUUUUGUGUUAUAGGAAAAGACAAAACCAUAUACCGAUUUAGUGCUACAAAUGCCCUGUUUCUCCUGAGUCCUUUCAACCCUUUCCGAAGAGGAGCUUUAUAUUUAUUAGUUCAUCCUCUGUUUAAUGCCCUUGUGAUUAUAACAAUUAUUGUCAACUGUGUCUUCAUGGCCAUGCCGGAGGAUAAAAAUCACGGAGAGUAUAUUGAAUAUGUGUUUACGGGAAUUUAUACAAUAGAAGCAGUUGUUAAAAUUACAGCAAGAGGUUUUAUUCUUAAACCUUACACCUACCUUAGAGAUUUGUGGAAUUGGUUGGAUUUUACUGUUAUAUCUUUAGCAUAUAUAACCAUGGGUGUUGACCUAGGUAACCUUUCAGCACUUCGAACAUUUCGAGUUCUUCGGGCUCUUAAGACUGUUGCCGUGAUACCAGGGCUGAAAACCAUUGUGGGUGCCUUACUUGAGGCCGUUAGACGGCUACGUGAUGUCAUAAUACUUUCAAUCUUUAUGUUAUCCAUUUUUGCCUUGAUUGGAAUGCAACUUUAUAUGGGAGCGUUACGUCAUAAAUGUGUAAAAUUGGCUCUUAACGAAAGCGGUGCACAAAACACGAACAUGAGUGAAACUGAAUGGUUUGAAUGGAUAAUGGACGAAGAAAACUGGGAGGUUAAAGGCGGUGACGAGUUUACUAUGUGCGGAAAUGCCACCGGGGCUGGAAAAUGUCAAGACGGAUAUAGAUGUAUUAAUGGCACACAUUCGAAUCCGAACUACAAUUACACUCACUAUGACAAUUUUGGAGUGUCUCUGCUGUUAUCCUUUAGACUAAUGACGCAAGAUUACUGGGAAAAUUUAUACCAACUGAUUUUGCGAGCAGUAGGUCCUUGGUAUUGUUUAUAUUUCAUGAUAGUGAUAUUCCUAGGAUCGUUUUAUCUCGUAAACUUGAUUUUAGCUAUAGUUGCUAUGUCGUACGACGAAACCCAGAAACAAGACCAAGCUGAUGCCGAAGAAGAAGAAGAAGGGAAAAGGAAAUACCAAGCUUCACAAAGACAGAAAAAGAUGGAACAGCUUGAACAAGAAAGACACGAACAUGACAAGAGAGAGCUCAUCGAGAUGCUUACAAAGGAGCCAUCAGAUAUUACAGGCAGUUUACAUGAUAUAAAUGACGACGAAAGAGAGUCUAUCAAGUCAGAAAAGCCGACUGCAGUCGAAAAUCAUUUAAGCGUAUCGAAGCCAUGUUCAAGCCUUCCUAGUUCUCCAUUUUCUCGUCGCAGCAGCUGGAGGAUGAAAUAUGCCAAGCACUUACCACCUUCACACCCAGACCAUCAACCCCUAGUGCCACCAUUUUUAGAUAUUCGGAACAACCUACCUUACGCAGAUGAUUCAAAUGCAGUUACGCCAAACUCUGAUGAUCUAUGCACAUUACCUAUUAAUAAACAGUUUUUAACUGCACGAAGAAGUAGUUUUGCUUCAAUAGGUCGCCGUUCACAUGGUGGUGACGGGCGGGCGUCCUCGAGACGCAGCAGUUAUGCUUCACUAAUAAGUAGGGCUUCAAGAGCAAGCAUACGUUCACGUGAACACCCAAGAUCCCCAAAAGAUAAAACAGCAAAAUUGUUAGAACGUUGGGCCAAGAAACAUCCACAUCUGUUACCUGAGGUAAUUGUGGAUAAAACUAAAUCUGAUGAAAAUGAUUCGACUGCAGGAUCAGAAUUUGACGGAGAAAAAAAGAAGGCAGACCACAACACUGUUUGUAGAACUUCUAGUGGAAGGACUGUUGAUGUACAAGAUGUAAUGGUAUUGAAGGAACUUCUAGAGCAUGCAUCAAGUCACAGACCAAGUAUAUUCAGUGAAGGCAGUUUUGAAGAAGAGAAAAUGAUAAAGAAAUUACAACGUAUUUUCUGUAGUUGGACAUGCUGUCCUGCAUACCUAACGUUCCAGAAGAUUGUUGCACUUUUUAUCUUAGACGCCUUCAUUGAUUUGUUUAUUACGAUAUGCAUCUUAGUGAAUACAGGAUUUAUGGCUGCGGAUCACUAUGGAAUGACGAGAGAAAUGAAAAUGUUUUUGGAAGCCGGAAAUUUGGUAUUUACUGGAAUAUUUGCUGCUGAAGCCUUCCUGAAAAUAAUAGCCCUAAACCCCAUGGAAUAUCUUAAAGAUCGCUGGAAUUGCUUUGAUAUAGUAAUUGUUAUUUUGAGUUUCGUGGAGUUGGCACUAGAAGGUGUUAAAGGCUUAUCUGUACUGAGAAGUUUUAGAUUGCUUCGUGUAUUUAAACUAGCGAAAUCCUGGCCUACUCUUAAUAUGUUAAUAAGUGUAGUAGCAAGAACUAUGGGCGCUUUAGGAAAUCUUGUAUUUGUAUUGGGAAUAGUGAUAUUUAUAUUUGCUGUAAUGGGCCAGCAGCUGUUUGGUGCAAGCUAUGAAAGGUAUGGAAAUCCAAAUGAAACCAUUGCUAGUUUAAGAGACUCAGAGAGACCUAGAUGGCAUUUUAUGGACUUUUUGCAUUCCUUUAUGAUAGUUUUCCGUGUGUUAUGUGGAGAAUGGAUUGAAUCAAUGUGGGGGUGUCAACGUGUUUCAGGAUGGCCUUGUAUUCCCUUUUUCCUACUGACGUUUACCAUCGGCAAUCUUGUGGUUUUGAAUUUGUUUCUUGCUUUGCUGUUGAGCUCAUUUAGUAACGAUAAUGUAGACCCAAGCCCAGCAGAUGCAGAACCCAAUAAAUUGGCAGAAGCAAUAAGUCGUUUUGAUAGGUUUUUUAGAUGGAUUAAAGUGAAAACUAUAGUGAUUGCAAAAAGUAUCAAAGGUCGGUUAGUGACAAAACCAAAACCUCCAGCCUUACCACCAUCAUCACCGGAAGUAUCCCGUUUUGAUAUGAACGGAAAAGACAGCAUGGUUGAUGGUCAUCAAGUCAUUGGUAUUAAUGGUUCCAUAGAUCCCCAGAACUUUGAUGACCAUCCCAAACUAACAAAAACAGACACAGCGACAGUUGAAAUAAUUCCUGAUGGAAUGCCUGAUACCAUUGAAGGUGAUAAUGCUUCAACAAAAUCUGCCAGUCGAGCCUCUUCCAUCAAAAGUAAACAUUCAGAUGAUUCUAAAAGUAUUAGUAGUAGCUCAACAUCAGAUGAUGAAGACUCUAAAAUAAGCUUAAAGAAAGUAGAUGCAACAGGUGAACCAGAGAUUAACGAUGUUGAGGCUGUUUUUGCUAACCAGCCAGAUGAAUGUUUCUGUAGUAUCUUUAGAAAGAACUGUCCGUGUUGUAUUCGCGUAGAACACACAGCAAUUGGGAAAAAAUGGUGGUCCCUUAGAUGUAAAGCUUACGCUAUGGUGGAACAUAAGUAUUUUGAAACAUUCAUUAUAACAAUGAUCCUUGCAAGUAGUUUAGCCUUGGCACUUGAAGAUGUGUAUCUGCGUGAACGUCCGGUGCUGAGGGAAGUUUUGAAUUACUUUGACAAAUUUUUCACAGUCAUCUUUAUAUUAGAGAUGUUGCUAAAAUGGGUUGCAUUUGGGUAUAAAAAAUACUUUACAGAUGCUUGGUGUUGGCUGGAUUUUGUAAUUGUUUCUAUAUCUAUCAUAAUGUUAGUUAUUGAAAACUUGCCACAAGAGGAGGGACAAAAAGGUGACGGUGUAGGUUCUUUAAAGGCACUGAGAACAUUACGAGCGUUGCGACCACUGCGUGCUGUGUCCAGAUGGGAAGGAAUGCGGGUGGUUGUGAAUGCAUUGAUAAAAGCUAUUCCAUCUAUUGCAAAUGUGUUGUUGGUGUGUCUUGUCUUCUGGCUGAUCUUUGGAAUUGUUGGAGUCCAAUUCUUUAACGGAAAAUUUCACAGAUGUGUUGAUUCAGACAAUAUCAGACUACCACGGAACAUAGUAGCUCAUUAUAAUGAUUGUAUCCUAAAUCAAAAUGAAACCGGCUAUAAGUGGGUCAAUCCAGAUGUCAAUUUUGAUACUGUCUUUAAUGCAUAUCUGGCCUUGUUUCAAGUGGCAACAUAUAAAGGAUGGACCCUUAUUAUGGAUGAUGCCAUAGAUACUCCAACAGAAAUUGGUUUUCAACCUGGUGAUGAGAUCAAUGUCUAUAUGUACCUUUAUUUUGUCCUGUUUAUAAUUUUUGGGUCAUUCUUCACAUUGAAUCUCUUUAUUGGUGUCAUCAUUGAGAAUUUCAAUCAGCAAAAGAAAAAGGCUGGAGGCUCGUUAGAAAUGUUUAUGACAGAAGACCAGAAGAAGUAUUACAAAGCAAUGAAGAGAAUGGCCAGCAAGUCACCACAGAAAUCUAUUCCUAGACCUGAUUUUUGGCCAAUGGGAAAGAUGUAUGAUCUGGUUACUAAUCAAGCGUUUGAUAUUGGAAUCAUGAUUGUGAUAAUGUUAAACAUGCUUACAAUGACACUAGAACACCACAACAUGACUGAAACGUUUUCAACCGUUUUACAAUAUAUAAAUAUGUCAUUCAUCGUUGUUUUUACCGUAGAAUGUGUGCUCAAACUUUUAGCUCUUCGCUGGUUUUACUUCAAGAUUCCUUGGAAUGUGUUUGAUUUUGUUGUAGUUGUUUUAUCUAUAUUAGGUGUUGCAAUCAAGGAUGCUAUGGAGGCUUUACUUGUACCGCCGACUUUACUUCGUGUAGUAAGAGUCUUCCGUGUUGGUAGAGUUUUACGAUUAGUUAAAUCUGCCAAGGGUAUUCGAACAUUAUUGUUUUCAUUGGCCGUUUCUUUGCCUGCACUUUUCAAUAUCGGCUUAUUGCUAUUUUUAGUGAUGUUUAUUUAUGCAACGUUUGGAAUGAGCUUUUUCAUGAAUGUAAAACAUACUUAUGGCCUAGAUGAUACAUUCAACUUUGAAACAUUCGGGCGUAGUAUCAUUAUGCUUUUUCAAAUGUGUACAUCUGCAGGGUGGAGCGAUACCCUAGCAGGUUUAAUAAAUGAAAAUGUAGGGAAUAAAACUAAUGAUUGUAAUCCAAAUGCUGAUCCACCAAACUGUGGUUCUUACGGUAUUGCUGUUGCUUAUUUAGUAUCUUAUCUCAUUAUUAGCUUUUUAGUGGUUGUUAACAUGUAUAUUGCCGUCAUAUUGGAAAACUUCAGCCAGGCAACUGAAGACGUACAACACGGAUUAACUCCUGACGACUUUGAUAUGUAUUAUGAAAAAUGGGAGCAUUAUGAUCCGAAUGCAACUCAAUUUAUUGAUUUGGAUAAAUUGUCGGAUUUUGUUGACUAUUUGGAGGAACCUCUACGACUUCCUAAACCAAACCAUUUCAUGUUAGUUAAACUUGAUAUUCCAAUUUGUGAUGAUGAUAAAAUGUAUUGUAGAGAUAUAUUAGACGCAUUGACUAAAAACUUCUUAGGUUCGGAUAACUUAGAUAAUACAGACAUGGGAGUUAAUCCGUUACAACAAGAUAAAGCAAAAGUGGAAUAUAAUGUUGUCAGUUCUACCAUGAAAAGACAAGUAAUGAAUUAUGCAGCAAGGGUCAUUCAAAGAAGAUGGCGGAAAUAUCAACACGUACGAGGGGAUUUACCGCCUCCACCACCAUCCUACAACGAGGCGACUCAAAAUGUUUCUCAGGAAGAACAAAAGGAUGAACAAGCAGAAAAUGAUAUAGAAAUAGUAAUAUCACCAUCAGAAAACAGAACAGUAGAAUUAGGACCUGACAGUGACGUGGUUGCAUGAUGAGAAAUUUUAUUUCUUUUUUACAAGUCAGUUAACUUUCACUUCAUACGUGAAAUAAAAUAGGAAUGCUGGAAUUUUUUUCACCAUGCGGUGAUUGUGCUUUAUGCAGUUUAGAUAGUAAAUUUACCAAAAUACGUGAAAUGUUUGUCAGAGCAAUUGAUUGGCAUAAAUUAUACUCAUACACUGAACGUCUUUCCAUUAGCCUGGUACUGGGAUGCAAUUUAUAAAUUGUUAUGUACAUAUUUUUUUUCAAAUAUUAUCUCUUAUUAGCAACUAAAUAACGUUAAAUCUUAAUAUUCUCAGAACUGAUUUCUGUUACUACACCCAAAGUAAGUCACAAUAUAUAUAUAUAUAUAUAUAUGAGCCAUUUCCCUCAAAGUCUUGUUUUUAAAACUUAAAAUAUGUCUUUUAACAACAAAAAAUACAUGUUGCUAGGUACUGCAAGUUGUUCUUGGUGAUAUAGAAUAAGUCAAAAUACUAUAUACCGUGUAGCCGAUAAAUACUUUCACCGCUUUCUUGAUUGGAAAGGAUGACAUUUUGGAUAAAUAUACCGGAGACAGAACAGAACCUCUUUAUUAUAAAUUUACUGCAAAACCUUUUUAAUUAAGAUAACGGAAUAUUAAUAGUGUUCUUAUAAAAAUAAGAAGAUGUGGUAUGAUUGCCAAUGAGACAACUCUAUACCAGAGACCAAACGAUGCAGAAGUAAGCUUGUUAUAUUUGUGAUAGCGAUUUAACUACGCAAUCCGUAAUAUUAUGGAAUCCUAAAUUAAUCUUCAUUAUCUGGGCUACUGCAUAUUCUUAAUAACAUUUGUUUCCUUUCAUAAAGCUUUAAGCAAUAAGCAGAGUUUGAUUUGUGACUUUUAAAUUUUUUUUAUUCGUUUAUAGAAACCAGUUCUGUGAAUUUCUAUAAUAAAGUUGGUUGUUAUUUAAAUGAUUAUUGACGUUUCAGUCAUCAUCGAAUGUAUGUCAUGAAUUUUUUUUAGCUGUUAUCAUUUCAUAACUAAUGAAAUUGUUGUUUGACUGAAAUC